Penicillium chermesinum is the source of this 819-nucleotide messenger RNA. RefSeq names its product alpha/beta fold hydrolase. The coding region runs from base 1 to 819 and encodes 272 amino acids. Lineage: Eukaryota; Fungi; Ascomycota; Eurotiomycetes; Eurotiales; Aspergillaceae. The record is from RefSeq and is a predicted model, not a curated record. The transcript has a single exon.
AUGUCUCUCGCAUACACGACAGUUCCGCUUCAAGUUAAAGGCGUAAAUCUCGAGCUCUCCACCAUCCACCGUCUAAAUUCGACAGCGCCGGUAUUGUUUCUUCAUGGCUUUGGAUCUUGCAAAGAAGAUCUCGCAGACUUUUUCCUUCAUCCGACGCUAGAAAAAUACGGGUUCAUCGCUUACGACGCACCAGGAUGCGGCAACUCCACAACGGACGACCUUUCCGCCAUAGAUAUGCCCUUCCUCCUCGCGACAGUCGAAGAAUUCCUCGCGCACUUCGGUAUAUCUCAGAUCCAUAUAAUAGGCCACUCUAUGGGUGGAUUAACCGCGCUUCUGUUCGCACAUCGCCACCCGGGACGAGUCCUCAGCUUCGUUGACAUCAAAGGCAAUCUUGCACCAGAAGACUGUUUCCUCAGCCGACAGACCUACGAACAUCCCUCCGAAAAUCCAGACGAAUUCUUUGAGGCGUUUAUUGAUCGGACCCGGAAUACGAAGUCUUAUUCCAGUCCUUUAUUUGCCAGCGUGCUACGUACACGGGUACGUGCUGCAGCUGUAAAGCCCAUCUUCGAGUCCAUGGUACGAUAUUCGGAUGAGGACGACUUGGUCACGAAGUUUAUCAAGCUGGAAUGUCCCAGGAUGUUCGUCUUUGGGGAAGAGAACCAAGAGCUAUCUUAUCUGGAGAGGCUGGGCAAGGAAGGCGUGCAGUUAGCGCUGAUUCCGGAAAGUGGGCAUUUCCCGAUGUACGCGAAUCCUGUUGAAAUGUACCGGCGGAUCGCAGGUUUCCUGGAUACGGUAGAAACAGGCCAAUCUGAUAGAUAA